AUGAAGAUUUUAUCAUUAUUAGUUGUAGGUGCCUUAUGUAUGGGAGGUAAAGUUUAUGGUGAAGUUAAUGGUGAUUGGAACAAUAAUGGUGAUUGGAACAAUAAUGGCGAUUGGAACAAUAAUGGUGAUUGGAACAAUAAUGGUCCAAUUUUAGACUGUUCAACACUUCAAUGUCCACCAAGAUAUCAUUGUGAAGUAAAUAAUGGUAAUAGACAAUGUGUUGAAGAUCAAAUUACAUUGCCACCAUUUGAUAAAUGUGAUAAUGUCCAUUGUCCAAAAGGAUUUAAUUGCAAAUAUGAUUGGGAAAAAGAUCUUGCUCUUUGUGUUCCAUGGAGACCAUAUCCACCAGUUUGUAGAACUAGAUGUCCAGAAGGUCAUGAAUGUAAAGUUGAUGAAUGGGGUAAAGAAUGUUGCGUAAAGAUCAAAUGUGAUGAUAUUUGUGACUUGCGUUGUCCAAAGGGUCAUGAAUGCAAGAUCAAACAUGAUGGUAGUAAAUGCUGUGUCCGUUCAUGGAGACCAAGACCACAUAAACCACAUCCACGUCCACCAAUCUGCAGAUUAAGAUGUCCACCAGGUCAUGAAUGCAAACAUGAUGAACAUGGUAAAGAAUGUUGCGUUAAAAAACGUCAUCAUGAUAGAUGUGACCUCAAAUGUAAGAGAGGUUAUGAAUGUAAAAUCAAACAUGAUGGCUCCAAAUGUUGUGUCAAGAGAACUCCAAAGAGACCAUGUUGUAAACCAAAUUCAUGUGCCAGAGAUGAAAAAUGUGUUGCCACCAAAGACAGAAUCAUUUGUGUAAAACCAACUUGUGAUAAUACUCGUUGUCCUCCAAAUUACCAUUGCAUAUGUGGUGAUAAAAUUGAUGGUGUAAAAUGUGUUCCAGAUUGUAAGAAAGCAAGAUGUGAUGAUGUCGAAUGUCCAGAUUUCCAUAGAUGUGUUGAAAGACGUGGUGGUAUCUUAAGUUGUGAAUUUGAUCCACCAAGACAACCAAGAUCCCUUGAUUGGGCUGAAAAUGAAAAUGAUGAUCGUGACUAUGAUGAUCGUGACUAUGAUGAUGAUGAAUAUGAUGGUGAUUAUGAUGGCCGUGACGGUGACUAUGAUGGUGAUUAUGAUGGUGAUUAUGAUGAUGACAAUUAUUAUGGUGAUGAUGACUAUGAUAAUGAUUGGGACAAUGAUAAUGAUUGGGGUAAUGAUUGGGAUAAUGAUUGGGACAAUGAAGAUGGUGAUAAUUGGAAUGAUGAUGACUUCCAAGAUGCAAAUGAUGAAUGGGACUAUUAA
Molecule: messenger RNA, 1275 nt
Organism: Dictyostelium discoideum AX4
Lineage: Eukaryota; Evosea; Eumycetozoa; Dictyosteliales; Dictyosteliaceae
Gene: cotC
Product: spore coat protein SP60
Exons: 2
Coding region: 1-1275 (424 amino acids)
Biological process (GO): sporulation resulting in formation of a cellular spore
Cellular component (GO): spore wall
Source: RefSeq, a predicted model, not a curated record